Molecule: messenger RNA, 2001 nt
Organism: Vittaforma corneae ATCC 50505
Lineage: Eukaryota; Fungi; Microsporidia; Nosematidae
Exons: 1
Coding region: 1-2001 (666 amino acids)
Source: RefSeq, a predicted model, not a curated record
AUGUCUCGAAGGAAUGCUGAAGAAAACCAACUUAGUGAAGAGAGCCAUAUUGGAGGUGGGAACGACAUAGCAAGUGUUUCAGAAGACAAUCCAACUCAUGGCAUUAUAGACGACUUGUAUAUCUUGAAGCACUCACUAAUAAAGAACAAAAAACUUACCCCUCAAUCAAUUUCUCAUCUCAGCCAAAUAGAAAAUAUAAUAUCGGAAAUCCCGGAGUUGAGCAAGAAUCUUUACGAAUGGAACUUUCUUGAAAAUGAAAUUUUAUACUUUUUGAGAGCUAUGCAUUUCAAAAUGUCUCUGAGGGUAAUCACAAAGAUUGUCAGCAUCACAAACAAGGCACCUGGUUUGUAUUUCACAAAGAAAUUUCUAUUUUUUAUAACCGAAAAAUUAUAUUUUGCAAUGGGUGGAUCAAAAAUAUAUAAGAAAAACAGUAUUAUUAAUAUGCGUCAGAAUAGCAUAGUGACUUUUAGUGAUAAAACUAUGAAGAACCAAAACUUAGGAUCUGGGGACAUAAUGGUUUUUGACGAGGACAGUAGUAAUGGCAAACUUGAGGAUGAUAGUUCCUUUCAAGAGAUGCUUGGAUUUGGCGCGCCCAAUGCGAACUUUACAGUUAAUGAAAUAACCAGAUUAAUUAUGAUUUUUAUCAGAAAGCUUAUUGAAAUUAACAGAAAUGUGGUUACGCUUCUGAAUGAGCUUCUCUUUUUUGAGCUUGCAAACGUAUGCAUUUGUGUCGAAACUGCGCAAUUGUUUAACUCCAUCUUCGUUAAUAUUUCGUAUUCAGAAGUUCAACAGAUUGAAAGAUCUCGGGCUCCUUGGCAACAAGACGGGUUAUAUGAAGUAAGAAGGAAGUACUUCGAGCCAGAGGUAUUUUUUAGAGCAAAAGAUAUAUUCUACUCAAUCAAGCCGGUUGAGAAUUUUAAAAGUGGGAUAUAUAAGCAAAUUUAUGAUCAAUGCACAAAUCUAAAGGAUUUUGCGGAUUUAUCGUUCAAGGACACAGCUGACAUCAUGCUAUUUAAAAGGAUCGUUUACAUGAGUGAUGAGCUAGAUUUGUUGAUUCUUGAAGGCAAAGAUCCAAAAGUCGUUAAAUUUUACAGACGAUGCUUGGAGGCAGGGGCUGUGCCUGAAAAAUCGCAUUUAAACUCAAUUAUAAAAGCAGUUGAUAAUUCAAAAACAACCAGGGAUGCAUGCAUUGUUUUAUACUAUUUUCAAGACUAUCUUCUUAGUUCUAAGCCUUUUACUGAAAAUCGGAUUAGGAAAAUUAUUCAAAAUCUUGAGUAUCUUUGUGGAUCUGAAUGUACUCAGAGCAAAUCAACUGCAAACAACUCACCCUCCAAUAUUGAAAAGAAAGAAGUUAUUCCUGUCAAGAAAACAAAGAUAGAAGAGCAUUCUCAUUCGUUUGAUAGCAAUCUUUGUACAAAUGACAUCUUUGGCGACAGCUGUAAUAACGGGCUGUUUUGUACACCACAAAACAUAGAUGUGGAUACAAAAGGAAGAUCAAAGGGCAUAUUGGAAGACUUUAGUGAAUUUGAAAAUGAUUUUAGUGAAAAUAAAAGUAGUCUCGGCAAUGGCCUUACUAUUUCAAAUGAUCUGUGCGAAAGAUAUAGGAUACUGAAACUGCUGCAGCACGUUUAUCCGAUAGUCAACCAUCAAUUUUUUUAUAAACCAUCGUAUCUCAUUCUCUUUAGAAGUAUGUUUGAUCAUGUCCCAUCUAUGCAAAGUUUCAUCAUUGAGUUUUUCACUGAUUUUAUUAGAGUUCUAAAAUUAAACAAGAUGAAUAUAGCGCGAAUAUUUUUGCCUGUGUUUAGAUCUGAAAAGAAGCCAAAGACGAGGGAAAUCAAGUUGGAAGAACAGUCGAGUGAGUAUCUGGCAGGAGCAAAUAAUAAUGUCAGCAACAUGCCACUAUUCAGAGUUAAAGGUGGUGUAAUUGAAAGUAGUGAAUUUGAGCAUGUUGGGAGCUUAAUUGAUGCUCAUAAUAGUGAGGACGAUACAUUGCUGCCUUAA